Molecule: messenger RNA, 1485 nt
Organism: Varroa destructor (honeybee mite)
Lineage: Eukaryota; Metazoa; Arthropoda; Arachnida; Mesostigmata; Varroidae
Molecular function (GO): protein binding
Source: RefSeq, a predicted model, not a curated record
AGCUUUGAUGUGGAGUUGCUCUUUUGAAUAAUCCGUGUUUAUGGGAUGUCAGUAAAAUGUCAAAUUUAGCACGAUUGUCAGUUCUUUGCCGUUCGCCAUUGCGCUGGAACAGUGCUCUGGGCUUGUUAAUUGUGUUAGUGCGCCGAUCGAAGAGAACUUCGACAGAAAGAACUCAUAUUUAAACGAUCCGCACUCUUUCAAAUGGCUAACUUAUUCGUCUCACUUCCUUUUAGGCGCUUGAUUCGUUCGUAAGAUGAAUCUACAAAUUUCAACUAGCGGUGUUUAUCUCUUUACUAUGUCCAUCAGGGAGGUGGGCAUUGCUAAAGGUACAACCGGAUCAUCACUGAAAUCUGUGCGAAAUAGGCCGCCGGUUUUUUGAGAAAUAUUCUACUAGCAGUUAUUAACAGUUCUGGGGAGUGUGCCAUAAUCGAUUUAGAAAAAUCUAAGGCAGUCGUUUGGUGUGCACAAUGGAAAUCUUCGGCGGCCUUGACGACGAUAUAUUUGUGCAGAAGAAGCCUCAGCGUGAAGUAGACAGUUCAGUUCUGUUACUAGAGGCUGAACCAGGCUGGUUUCACAACGAAUCGGCUCCGGAAGGUCUCGAGCUUUUGAGGCUAAAGUAUCUCGCCGAUCGUUUCUACAAAGAGAAGAGGUAUGCCGAGGCUGCUUGGACGUACAUUUCCGCAAUCGAAAUUUGUCCACCAAAAAACCUGGGCUUUCUGCGAGAUAUCAUGGAUGGUGCCACACGGUCUUUAAUUCACAGUUCGAGGCUGUCAGGUAUCCAAAAUGACACAAUUUACAAACAAGCGUUGGAACGAAUUCAUAUGCUUGAAGAGAUCGUAACCUGUGAAGAUCACAGAUUUUCGGUGGCAGCAACGUUGUGGUUGGCCGCAGGCGGCCUUAAAGAUCUGCACAUAUUGAUUGAAUCCGAGCCCCAAAGCGCGAGCCUAUGGAGAACCCUCGGACGCCGUUACCAGGCCGAUGGGAAGGAGCUACUUGCAUUGUGCUGCUUUGUUAAGGCCGCGUGCUAUUUUCGAAAUAGCGUGCAUGAGUGCAAGGACAGAUUCCGUGAAGAGAAUCUAGCUGCCGCAGAGGACAUUAAAAACCAAAUUGUUGAAAUAAGUGCCGCUCUUCCGCAGAGCGCGCUUAAUAUCGUCGAUCGAAUAAACAGCUUCUAUGCAUCGUUGGCUGAUACAAAGCGGGAGCCAGGAAAGCCCUUUGAGGAUUAUUGGUUUCCCCCUGAAUGUCUCUAAUUGUGUUCUACAUAAUGAGCGUGAUUGCCUUAUUUGUUUGAAUAAUAUAUAUUGAAUGCUCAUAUCACACAGUCAUGUUUCACAAACGUCCCUUCUGAUGCGCCGCGCAUAAAACGCACGUUUUUUUUUUCAUUCGGAUGCAUUCUGUAAAUAUAUAGAUAAAAAUAUAACAUCUAGGAUACUGAACACUCGUAAACAAACUAAAUGUAAUAAAGUCUCGUGUUCAUUAAUUAUC